Dipodomys ordii (Ord's kangaroo rat) is the source of this 531-nucleotide messenger RNA. It is a transcript of the gene Ctu1, whose product is annotated as cytosolic thiouridylase subunit 1. The transcript has 3 exons. Gene Ontology annotation, biological process: tRNA wobble position uridine thiolation. The annotation marks the transcript as partial. Gene Ontology annotation, cellular component: cytosolic tRNA wobble base thiouridylase complex; mitochondrion. The record is from RefSeq and is a predicted model, not a curated record. Gene Ontology annotation, molecular function: tRNA binding. NCBI's taxonomy places the organism in Eukaryota, Metazoa, Chordata, Mammalia, Rodentia, Heteromyidae.
GCCUUCGAGGCCGAGGUGCUGCACACGGUGCGUGCAGGCCGCCUGCUGCCUCCGGGCGCCGUGGUAGCCGUGGGCGCUUCGGGCGGCAAGGACUCCACGGUGCUGGCGCAUGUGCUGCGCGCGCUCGCGCCGAGCCUGGACAUCACGCUGCACCUGGUGGCCGUGGAUGAGGGCAUCAGUGGCUACCGGGACGCCGCGCUGGCAGCCGUGCGCGACCAGGCGGCCAGCUGGGGGCUGCCGCUCACCAUUGUGGCCUAUGCGGACCUCUUCGGGGGCUGGACGAUGGACGCCGUGGCCCGCAGCACAGCCGGCUCGGGCCGCAGCCGCUCCUGCUGCACCUUCUGCGGGGUGCUGCGGCGCCGCGCGCUGGAGGAGGGGGCGCGACGCGUGGGGGCCACGCACAUCGUGACGGGUCACAACGCGGACGACAUGGCAGAGACGGUGCUCAUGAACUUCCUGCGGGGCGACGCGGGGCGGCUGGCGCGCGGUGAGGAUGGAGACGGGGCUGUAGCCGCUCUGGGCCCGGUGUGA